Macrobrachium nipponense is the source of this 1614-nucleotide messenger RNA. RefSeq lists its product as uncharacterized. Gene Ontology annotation, biological process: positive regulation of centriole elongation; centrosome cycle; interkinetic nuclear migration. The coding region runs from base 1 to 1614 and encodes 537 amino acids. The transcript has 5 exons. The record is from RefSeq and is a predicted model, not a curated record. Lineage: Eukaryota; Metazoa; Arthropoda; Malacostraca; Decapoda; Palaemonidae. Gene Ontology annotation, cellular component: centrosome; centriole.
AUGAGAAAGAGUGGAAGACUCACUAAAUAUGUGGAGAGAUUGGAGGAAGAUCGUGUCAGGAGAUCUGUGUCUCGGAGUGAGAGGUCAGGCUCUUCUAGUAAGGCCUUGAGUGAAUCAGUUACUAUUUCUCCACCUCCUUCCCAAGUAGAAGUUGUUUUAACACCUUCUCCCCAGCUUUCUCCUGUGCCCGCUGCUGUUUCUGAGGAUGCGAAGGAUUCACAUUAUGUUGAAGUGUUUGCUGCCCUGGCAUCGAUGGGCGAUCAGAUUCAGCGUCUUACAGACAAAAAAACUUCAACCAAAGUUCCAAGUUGGAAUCUGGAUGUGGUUCUUCGUUUCCUAAGGUCCUCGAGGUUUGAGCCACCCCAGUUAGCCUCCUUCAAAGAUCUUACGAGGAAGGCUCUGUUUCUCAUGGCUUUGGCAUCUGCUAAAAGGGUUAGUGAGCUUCAUGCCCUAGAAGGAAGGCUUCUUCCUAAAGAUUUUACAUGGAGUCCAAAUACUGAAACAUGUUUUUCUUACUCAUUAAUGGGUUGUAUGAUUACUAGUGACCCAAUAAAGAGUUUGAGCAAUCCAGAGUUUUUAGCAGAAAGGGUGGCUGGAAACAUUCGAGCAACACCUUCUAAUUUGUCUGCAUAUUUUAAGAAAAAUUCAGUGUUCCCUAUCCACCUUCUUGUCGGAGACUUGUGUUUGGCCUCUGCUUCAAUUAGCUUAAUGAAAUUUCAAGAUUUUGAUAGCAGAGUAUUAUCACAGGUUCCUCUAACAUUAGAGGGAUUGCACCAAAUGAUAUCUGUCGCACCAGAACCAAGGGAAUUCAUUCCAGGAAAAGAACCAGUGAUUGGUGUCGUUUUCCAACUUAGUGGACAGUCUCAGAGAAACCUACACUACAUUCCCUCUGUUUAUUCAGACUCUGAUGGUUCUAGUGAGUCUGAAAUUGAUAUGUAUGAAUACCCUGUAUAUCCUCGGAGGAGUCACAGAUCUGGGAAAUCAAAGUACCACAGCAGGCUUGAUUCACCACUAGUAUCAUCUGAAUCUUCAGAAGAGGAUAUAUUACCUGCUGGCAAGAGACGAAGGGGGGGAACUUCACGAAAACUCCAUCACAAGAAACCUACGUUAAGUGAAGUUGCUGCACUCCAAGAAUUAACCAGUGAAGGAAAUAAAUUAAGGAGACACCUUGUGAAAGCUGCUCUGGAAGUAGAAUCAUGGAAGGUUGAUCAGCAGGCAUUGUUCUUGAAACAGUGGUCAUUGAGAGAAGCUGAAUUUCAGCGACAUCUAUCUGACGAAUGGAAAGCAAGAAUAAGCUACAUGGAAUCAAGUUUGCAUAGCCGCCUGGCUCAGAGUGAUACUUUGAAUAGAAAAUUAACUGCAGCACUUUCAGAACUAAGCCUUAGAGAAAAGAAGUUAUCUGCUAAGGAAGAAAGGUUAGGUUUUGCAGCACUCCAAGUUUCACCUAUCAAUAGUCCUCCAACUUCAGUACCAAUUACUCCGGUCCAGGUAUCCCAUGUUUCUGAUCCCAAAACCAUUUCCAUGUUAGAGUCCAAAAUGGACAAGAAAUUUGAGCUCUCGGCAAAAUCCGUUAUGGAUUUAGGGAUGUCUUUUCGUGCCUUGGUAGAGAAGUAA